ACACGGCUCCUGCUGCUGUGUUUUGAAUCAGAGGGUUUUUUUUAACCGUCGGACAUCCACAGCCCGCGACAAAGUGAACGUGUGUAGGCUGAUUUCUUCACAGUAAACGGAAUAAACUAGCAAACCGAUAUGGAUUUGGAUUCCAUGAAAUAUGCGGAGUUGAGGAGCCUCGCUAAGGAGCUCGGGCUAAAAGCGAACAUGAAGGCCGAUAAGCUCCUCAAAUCGAUCAAGCAGCAUUAUCAGCGAGAAAAUCACAAGCAGGAGGAAGGACAGGUGCAAGAAAACAAUGUUCCCAUCGUUCAGGAAGACCAGACAGCUUCACAAGACCGCGCUCAGGCAAAUACAGACGCAUCUGGCCGGGAAGAAGACGUUUCCAACCCCGCUGUGUUUGUGAACACACGCAGGGGCAAAAGAAACUGCACCAAGCGGAAGAUCUGUGAUGCUGCAACAGAGGAUGAUGCCAGCUCACCUCUGAGUGCUGCAGAGGGGGUCUCAGAAGUGGCCUCGUCUAGUCCGCCCCGCGGCGCUACGGGUGCCAAGAAGAGAAAAGUGUCCUCUACCAAGGAUUCUGUCAAAGGCGAAGCCGAGCGUCCCGAGGAGCCCCGAGGGGCCACAGGCAGUGAAGCUGCUGCCGUUAAAGUCGAAGCGCCGGUGCAGAGCGACGCCGAAAAAGCAACCAAAGUGCCCAAAGGUGGUAAAAUCCCUCGUUACCAAGGACAGCAGCAGAAGAACAAGGCCUCAUUGAAGCCUGUCACCCCGAUCUCUCUUAUAGACUUUAAAAAACUUCACGAGGCACAUUUCAACAAGAUGGAGUCGAUCGACACGUAUGUGCAGAGAAAGACCAAGCAGCUGGAGACUACCAAAAGUUCAGUUCAAAAGACGAAGAGGCUUUCAGUCAAAUCUAAACCGCAGCUUGUUGAGGGAAACGCUCAAGUGAAGGCAAGUUGGAGCCGCACUUCCCUAUUCAGCCCCGUCUCCGUGGACACGAGGCCGGCUGCAGACAGGCGCACGUUGCCCUCUGCCAGCAAAGCGCCUGCAAACAAACCUCCUGGGAAGGAAGACGCUCCGUUCAGACCGUCUGUCCUUUCCACUCGCAGGAUCAAUGUUCGAUUUUCCGAAGCCACUCGUGACAACGACAACAAGAAGUCCUUGGUGAAGACACCGGUGCGCAUGUCGCUCUGCGUGACUUCCAGCACCCCAAACAAACCGGCCACCAAUGAGGGAAAGCCAAGAAGUUCCAAGAUUUCAACCCUCUCUGCCACAAAAACUGCAGGAGCAUUUCUCUUCAUGGGCAACACGAGUACUUCAACAACCCCCGGAACUCAAAAGAAGGCUGGCUUUGAUCUGAAAGCAAGUCUUUCUCGUCCCCUCACCUACAAGCCCCAUGCAGGUAAACUCAAGGCAUUUGGAGACAACCAAGAAAACACGGCAGCAAACAAGUCACUGGUUUCUAACUCUCAUCAGAAGAACUACAAACAGCACCAGGUCCAGACAAGGGGGGAGAGGAGAGCGAGACACGUGGAAGGCCGUAAGCAGAAGAAGGAGAGUAUGCUCGGGGCAAGAAGAGGCCUUGUCAUGAUGUAAAAGUAUCCGGCCGGUUUUGUACAUCCGUUUUUUUACAGUGUAAAUAUUUGUUUUGUUUGCAGCCGUCGCUUUUGGUCUUCUGUUCGGGAAGCCGUCUUUUUCUGUUUCUGUCUAAACUCCCGUAGGGUGUUUUAGAUUUUACCCCUGGUGUAGUGUUUACAGCGUACAACUCUGACUGAUGCUUUUUAUGUGUUUUUGUAGAUAAUCAAUAUCCUUUUUUGCUGCAUUUAAAACUGUUAUUGUGUUUUUAGAAUUUGUGUGCUUUGUUUUUUUUUUUGAAAAAACCAUAAAAAGGAAAUCCUGUUCCACAAAGAAAUGUUAAGUCAUGUGAGUUAAUGGUUGUUUUUAGACCUGGUUUGUUGACAUCUGUCAGAAAAAACUAGACAAGAAUCACAACAAUGACUUUUUUUUUAAAGCAGCAUGUCUCAGUUCGUGUCCUGUAAUUAAAUGAUUCUAAAUGUUUAA
This is a messenger RNA of Gasterosteus aculeatus aculeatus (three-spined stickleback), 2049 nucleotides long. It is a transcript of the gene nusap1, whose product is annotated as nucleolar and spindle associated protein 1. Gene Ontology annotation, cellular component: microtubule; nucleolus; mitotic spindle. The record is from RefSeq and is a predicted model, not a curated record. Gene Ontology annotation, biological process: establishment of mitotic spindle localization; mitotic chromosome condensation; mitotic cytokinesis. Gene Ontology annotation, molecular function: microtubule binding. NCBI's taxonomy places the organism in Eukaryota, Metazoa, Chordata, Actinopteri, Perciformes, Gasterosteidae.